Nezara viridula (southern green stink bug) is the source of this 2912-nucleotide messenger RNA. NCBI's taxonomy places the organism in Eukaryota, Metazoa, Arthropoda, Insecta, Hemiptera, Pentatomidae. The record is from the annotation of a GenBank genome assembly.
UUUAACCAUAAGGAGUGGAAGUACAUCUUCUAUUGCUGCACUGCGGUUUCUGAAGGCAGAUAUUGACAUUCUCAAUGCUGCGGGUGCAACACCUAUAGAAAAAGCUAUUAAAACGAACAGCGUUCCAUCUAUCAAGGAACUGAUAUUGGCUGGUGCUAAAAUUGAGAACCAGUUGUCCAGAGGAAAUUCUUAUCUCCAUACUGCGGCUUCUUCUGGCAAGAAUGAUCUCAGAUUCAAGAGUAAUGACACAUUAGUUCCUUUAAUAGUUCAUUCGAUUAAUGCAACUGAAAUGCUCAAAGUACUGAAAGGUCAGAGAGUGCCAUUAAACACCAAAAAUGAGGAUGGUUUUGCACCCUUACAUAUGGCUACUGAUCCACCAAUUAUUGAGGUGCUGCUGGAGAUGGGUGUGGGUGUCCCCAAGGAGGGAGGAUCAGCUCUCCAUAUAGCUUCAACCUAAGGAUAUCUGAAUGUCAUCAAAAUUCUAGCACCAUGCAUGAAUUGACAAACAAGACAACCAUGAUGAAACGCGCUUAGAAAAGAAAUGGGUCCUCCCAGACUACUGGCUCUCACAGAUCCUCACGGGGCAUGGGGGUUUCAGAGCGAAACUUUUUAAACAUGGUAAAAAUAUCGAUCCCUUAUGCCCCACUUGUGGAGUACCUGAAACCGCUGAGCACAUCCUUGUAGCCUGCACCAGCUAUGAGGCAUUGAGGGCCAAAUUAAUGAGGGAUACAGGGCUUUACGUUCUAACAGAAAGACAAUUACUCCAACUGAUGUCUAAACAAAACUACCCGCAAUUUAAAAGUUUUGUAUGCGGGUGGAAAAAAACUGUGGGCCCAACCCCUUCUCCCUGGGUAGGCGCGAAGAAGCAGUACCUAGAAGGCCGCUGAUCAGGACAGGAGAAGAAGAUGGAGGACGAUAAAAUAAGAGACAAAAUUAUGAAGCAGGCUGUGUGCACAGCAAUUUAAAAAUGUAAAAAGAUAAACUUGCAAAGGGUAGGGAAGAAAAUAAAAUAAAAAAUAACCAUGAUGAAACCGCUCUGAUCUUUAUUGCGAAAUCAAAGACAAAUAUUCUAGUUAUGUUUUUAUUGUACAGCGGUGCAGAUCUAACACUCAAGAAUAAAGGUCGGACAGCCCUACACUUCGCCUCUGAAGGAGUUUGCGUUGACUAUGCAUUAACGUUGUUGGACAGCGGAGCAAAAGUGGAUGAAAGAGACACAUUAUGGUGACAUCAGUGUGGUCUAGACCUCAGUAUAGAGCGCAUGAUUGAAGUUUACUAGUUUUAUAAUCAGUGAGUGAGUUUAAAAGUUUUUAGACUUAGUUUUGUUAUAGUUUUUGGCUAGAACUAACUAUUAAUUGUGCUGUAUACAUGGACAGAAUUCACAGAAUCCUAACUAUACCGCGUCUCACAUUAGAAGAAGAAAGGAAGCUAUCUCAGUUUUAGACGGCUUACAGGUCCCUAAGACAUAUUAGUUAAGAAUAGAAGUGAGGAGCGCAUGCGGAGAAAUAAGACUAGCUAAAGGAUAUUUCUCAGUGUCUCCAGUGACAGGGUUGGAGUAGCACCAAUUUUUUUACCACUUCUCUUACGUGUAUUUUUUUUCCCACAUAUUUUACACAUAUCAAGAUGGUUCUAUGCCCAAUUUGCAGACAGACCGUAGUCAGAGAGGACAAAAGAACAUUAGUAUGUUCUAUUACGACGUGUCAAGCUAUCUUGCAUGGUAAAUGCUUAAACACAGAUGAGACGGAAUCUGAAGCAAGAAAAAAUUAGGUAUGCCUGAAUGUGAAAAGGCCCAGAAAAAUAUCAAAUACCAAGAUCGGCUCCACAACAACAAACUGUCGAUGCCUCGCCCCAAUUACUACUUUCUGCCAUUAAAGACCUUAUAGAAGAGGUCAAGGGGGGAUUAACAUUCUCCCUCAAUGCCAAUACUAAUUAAGUGAAAGAACUAAAAAUAUCCCUUGAAAAGCAAGCCUCUAUCACUUUCGAGAAUGCGGCGAAAGUGGAUACUAUAGAGUUACUACUGGAGGCUCAAAACUCUAAGAUCGACGGACUGGUCCUAGAGAACACGACCGACCAAGUUAUAAACUAUGAAUAAUCCCAUGCACUACAUCAUGCAGCAGCAUACAGACGAGUUGGCAUGGUAACUUUACUGUUGAAAUGUGGAGUGCCCAUCAAUAAUAAGGAUAAAAUUGGAUGGACUGCACAACAUUAUGUAGAAACAAAAGAACAAUAUGAUAUUAUGACUUUACUUUUAGAACGUGAAGCUAAGAGUUUAGCCAAUAUCGAGCACGACACCAAUAAUGAAAGCAUCUGAAAAUGGCCAUUUGGAUGUGGUGAAGCUUCUAAUUGAACAAGCAGCAAAAGGGGAAGUUGGCGUGGUGACUUUAAUUUUAGAGUGUGGAGCAGAUCUAACAGUUAAGUCAGAUGUGGUGAAGCUUCUAAUUGACCGAGGAGCGCCUAUCAACGAUAAGGAUAAGAACGGAUGGACUUCACUACAUCAUGUAGUAGCAAAGGGGCAAGUUGGCGUGGUGACUUUAAUUUUAGAGCGUGGAUCAGAUCUAACAGUUAAGUCAGAUGUGGUGAAGCUUCUAAUUGACCGACGAGCGCCUAUCAACGAUAAGGAUAAGAACGGAUGGACUUCACUACAUCAUGUAGUAGCAAAGGGGCAAGUUGGCGUGGUGACUUUAAUUUUAGAGAGUGGAGCAGAUCUAACAGUCAGAGAUAGGGAUGUGCAACAAAAUCUGCAAAGAGAAAUCAAAAAACUUACACUAGAUGAGGUAGUGUUAGCUUGUAAGAGUGCUGAGAUGAGUCGUCUAUAUUCACAGCGAUUAACAGUAAAAGACACUCCUGAGGUUAACUCUACCAGAGGUAAAAAAAUUCUCCCAAACAAUACAAACAAGCCUAAAUCUGAAGAAUAA